Molecule: messenger RNA, 2410 nt
Organism: Agrilus planipennis (emerald ash borer)
Lineage: Eukaryota; Metazoa; Arthropoda; Insecta; Coleoptera; Buprestidae
Product: serine/threonine-protein phosphatase PP1-beta catalytic subunit
Exons: 5
Coding region: 166-1062 (298 amino acids)
Cellular component (GO): nucleus; cytoplasm
Molecular function (GO): protein serine/threonine phosphatase activity
Source: RefSeq, a predicted model, not a curated record
AACCUUAUCCUUAUUAGAUUUAACUUCGACCGUAGCUAGAAGCUAAAUUAUACUUGUUGUUGAGCUGUAGAAGUGCAGCUAUACUUAUAUGGUGAUUUUUAAAAGGUUGAUAAUUGUUUAUUAUUUAUUUAAGUGAGAGGAUGUCGCCCAGGAAAAUCGGUUCAGAUGACUGAAUCUGAAGUGCGUGGACUAUGCCUUAAAUCAAGGGAAAUAUUUUUACAACAACCCAUACUACUUGAACUAGAAGCUCCUUUAAAGAUUUGUGGUGAUAUUCAUGGACAAUAUACAGACUUGCUUCGCUUGUUUGAAUAUGGUGGAUUUCCUCCAGAAGCAAAUUAUUUAUUUUUGGGUGAUUAUGUAGAUCGUGGUAAACAGUCCUUAGAAACAAUAUGCCUGCUCUUAGCCUAUAAAAUUAAAUAUCCCGAAAAUUUCUUUUUGCUACGUGGCAAUCAUGAAUGUGCAUCUAUUAAUAGAAUAUAUGGUUUUUAUGAUGAAUGUAAAAGAAGAUUUAAUAUCAAAUUAUGGAAAACAUUUACAGACUGUUUUAAUUGUUUGCCAAUUGCUGCAAUAAUUGAUGAAAAGAUAUUUUGUUGUCAUGGAGGCUUGAGUCCUGAUUUACAAGGAAUGGAACAAAUUAGGAGAAUUAUGAGACCUACUGAUGUACCUGAUACAGGUCUUUUGUGUGACUUACUGUGGUCAGACCCUGAUAAAGAAGUCCAAGGCUGGGGCGAAAAUGACAGAGGCGUCUCGUUUACGUUUGGCCCUGAUGUGGUAGCAAAAUUUUUGAAUAGAAAUGAUCUUGAUCUCAUCUGCCGUGCUCAUCAAGUUGUUGAAGAUGGUUAUGAAUUCUUUGCCAAGAGACAACUAGUAACAUUGUUCUCUGCUCCCAAUUAUUGUGGUGAAUUUGAUAACGCAGGCGGAAUGAUGACUGUUGAUGAGACACUAAUGUGCUCUUUUCAGAUAUUAAAACCAUCUGAGAAAAAAGCCAAGUACCAAUAUCAGGGUUUGAAUUCUGGACGCCCAGCGACGCCUCAGCGCAAUCCUCCUACCAAGAAAAAGUAAAAGGAAAUGUUCCUUUGCCAUAGAAAUUAUUCCAGUAUAUAAAUUUCAUUUUCUUCUAUUACAGAACUAUCAUACAUUUGAAUAAGAUUAAAACAAUAGGCAGAAAAACGUACACCAUCAUUGGUUCACGUGUGUCGUUAUUAAAGAACGUUCGUUUCAUUUAUUAAUCGUUUAAGUGCUUUAAAAAGUUUUACUAAAGUAUUAUUUAUUUAUUUAAUUCGGUUUUUUGUUGCUGGUUCGAUGUUGACUGAAUUUAUAAUUAAAUUCAGAUUGUUUAUUAUUGGUAGUUUGCAUUUAUGAAAUAGAGACCAGUAUUAGAUUUUACUUUAAAAUUAGAACAGAAAAGAUUGAUGCUACUAAAAACGUUAAAAUGUGGUAUUUAAGUUGGUUCUAUUUUCUUCUAAAAUACAUGGGAAUUCUUACGAAAUACUGUAAGAGCAGACAUAAUUUAUAUAAAUGUAUUAAUAUUAAUACAUUUUAUGCUGAUGAAAAUAUUACAGUUCGCAUUUUCGAUCAAAUCGGCAAUGGAUCCUAUAUUUUUCAACAGGCUCCAACUUUGUGGUUUUUAAUUGGCAGCAAGUACUAUUUAAAGAUCUCCUUGUAUAUUUAUUUACUUUUCAAAAAUACGAAAACGUUUUCAACGAUUUAAAUAAGCUUUUGGAUUUUCUUUAUAGUAGCAUCAUUUUUUUUUUUUUUAAUGCUAAAUAGGACUUCAAACCAUUUUAGCUUAUGUAAUAUUUCUUAAUGAUUUUUUCAGUUUCAAUAUAAAUACGUUUUUCAUUGGCGAACAAAGCAGAACUAUUUUGCCUUAAUUGGCCGUAACGUGAAUAACCUCGCAUGCUUUGUAAACGCGAACUACAAGUUGCUUGUAAAUAGAUGUAUGCAAUACUAAUUUCUAACUUUGUUGCACUGGUAGAGUAAUUUGGUCACACAGAAUGUCAGCUUUUGGGUGUAUUUAAAUAAAUAGAAAAAGAGUCACUCCCUUCUUGUUAAUUACCAAAGAACUUGUGAUUCAGAACGUCCUGAACUGAAAUAGUAGGUUAAAACAACUUAUUUUUAUAAUAAUGUAUUUUCCUUUAAUGAAGACGCGGCGGUAACAUUUUUAAAUGCAAAGUUUAUCUUACUAGUGCACUGUUUUAUUGUCUAUUAGUGUUAAAACUUUAAACCUUGACUUCAUUUGUAAAUUAGAUUAUAAGAAAAUAGAUGUAUAUUUAAGUUAAACUGUCUUUUGCUUUAAUGAAAUAUUUCCAGUAGAAGAGAGUUAAAUAUUUGGACUUAAUUUUACGCCCUUGAUACGUUUCUUGAAGAUACUUAACACGUUAACUGUUGUUUGGAGACUAACCGAAGA